Molecule: messenger RNA, 2569 nt
Organism: Linum trigynum
Lineage: Eukaryota; Viridiplantae; Streptophyta; Magnoliopsida; Malpighiales; Linaceae
Source: the annotation of a GenBank genome assembly
CUCGAAAUUUCGUAAUGUAGUUGUUUAAUUAGUUGGGGUGUUUCAAAUUAAACUUCACUAAAACAUAAGCACUUACAUGUCAUCAUAAAGUUAUGCAAAUUGAUUUGCCAAUGUCAUCAACUAAAAACUCUUUUUUCCUCUAUAAUCAAAAAAGGUUUUAACGAAAAAAGAAAUGCUCAUGUGUUAUUAAAAAAAAAAAUGGAUCGAUUAGUUAGUUAUUCCAUGUUGGUUUGCCUAUGUCAUCAUUUACAAAGUUAGUCUUUUCAUACCAAAUUCAAAAUGAAGAAACGUUGCAUUCCGACAAAUAAGUCACUUUAUUUAAACGAACCAACAACCAAUUUUAGUAUUCACAAAAUUUAUAAUUUUACUUUUUAUCGUGCCUGAUUGAGCGUGAACAUGUUCUGAUUUGUUCUAGAAUCAAGUCUAGUUAAAAUACUAUCAUAACUAAAAGAUAUAAGAAAAACAGGGACAAUGAUCUGAAUCAAAUUAUGUUAUUUGAAUCGAUUUGAUUUCUUUUAUUUUUAAAAUAAAUCAUGAAUAUCUAAAAACAAAACUAUAUUAUCUCAUUCGAUUUUGGUCAAGUUCGAUCCGAUAUAUUGUUACUCAAAUACUCAGCCUCACAACCUCUUCUUAUCAUUGUGUAUGCUAGCUUUUAUUUUAAAACAGGCUCACCUGAAAAAAGCAUAGUAAACAGAUGAGUCAGCAUUAUAAGUGACGAAAUGCUUUUUGGCCUCUGCAAUUUCUGCACAUUUAAUUUCUAACCGUCGCCUUUCCCUUCAAUUUCUCUAACGAGUGAACAGACGUCCUAUUCUUCUAUCUCUGUUCGUCGACUACUGCCUCAUAGUUGCGGGAGGCGCAUUGAUCAGCACAUCUCACGCGACCACUUCCUGAAUCCCGCUCUUUCUCCGUUUUCACGGCCAAAUUCUCGUCAAGGUAAGCAACUCCUCUCUAUCUCUCAGCUUCAGAGCAAUUUUUUUUUUUAUAUGGAUGAUAACUUCAGAGCAAAAAAUUUAAUCAUGCACUCGGCCUGUCUCUCUCCGAUUCAAAGCAAAAUUAGUUUGAAGUAGUUCGUGCUGGUGACGGGAUUAGUUUGAUAUAUGUGCAUCCUUUUGAUUCAUUGACGGUAGCGAUUUUUGAAUAUGCACUGAAAUCUUGUUUGUUUGUUUCGAUGGCAAGUCUGGCUUUCAUAGGCGCAUUUUGUCGAGCAGGUGGGGAGAUCUCGGCCGAAAGGUAACAAAAUGGUUAAGUAUCUGAAAAUCAACGGCAGAACAUUCGGUGCUGGCAACAACAUGACUUUGGAGACGCGUGUGGCCAAAUUUCUGAAAGGCCGACCUGACGAGAUCAGCUUCGAAUUCUCUUCAGAACAAACUGACAUUGAAAUCUUUGAGGAGCUCAUGAAAUGCGCCGCUGGACAUGGGCUUCUGAAUUUGUGGGUUCGCGGUUCCCGUGAAUUCAUGGAUCUGUCCGGUCGAUCGGACACUGCUUUCGGAUCCAUCACCCACUGCGGUCCGUCGCUGGAGUAUCUGGAGUUGGAAGAAUUCAAGUUCAAUCGGAAGCGGACGUUUGGGCAGUCCUGCUCUGGUUUCAGAGCGCUUACAGCUCUGUAUCUGAUCAAAUGCUGCUUCGAUUUCUCUCGCUGGAAGCGACUCGACCCUUUCGCUCAUUUCCCCGCGUUGCAGCGGCUGACGCUGAUUUAUUGCAGCUGCCAAAUUGGCGAUGAUGAUCGUCCUGACGAAACCAGGUGUUUGGAAAUCAACGGAGACCAAUUGUUUAGUCUCGAAAUAGACCAGCCAGUUGGUUUCACUGAGAUCAAAGUGUCGGCGGAGAAGCUCAGUAGAUUCACUUACAAACAUCAGAUUCCCGACAAUCUCCGGGCAACAGAAGUCUCCUUGAAUGCUCAAUCCUUGAGCUGGGCGGAUAUCGAGUUAUUGGGAUACAAACGUUUGGUUUGUGAUGAGCAGAGAAAGCGAUGGGCACAGGUUUAUGCAAACUUGUUCCAUGGCCUGGGUAAUGUGCUAUCUCUCGUGGUCAAAUUCGAUACCACCAAGGCAUUGUUUGAGGCCUCUAAGUUGGUGAGAGAUCAACCUUCGCCUUUCCGAAAAUUGGAGUCCAUGACUCUGCGUUCUGAGGAAGAGGACUUAACCGUGAUACCUCAGUAUGUGAUGGACUACUUUUUCGGCAGCAAUGAAUCCAUGAACUUCAUCGCUUCACCUAACGUAAUCCUGAUUAGUAAGCGAUGAUUCCUGCACCAUCCUCGGUACUGGAACAUUCUGCAGACUGAAGGUCCGAUUGAUCCUGAGUUCUGAGAGGACAGAGGUUGAAGAAUUUGUUUCCUGUACCUGUACUGAAUUGGGGGAAAUGUUGUUUAUGCUAUAGUUGCUAGACUUGGUUCCUGUGACUCGUCGAACUAGUGUCUGAUUGUGUCCUUUUUGUUUUGUGAUGGUCUCUCUCUUUCCUUUUCUUUAAGAGGGAAAUGAGUGACUACAGCAUCGAAUUGAACGUUGGUGGUCUUUCCUUUUUGUUUAUUUUUAAAGUGGAUUAUAGCGGGAAAUGAAUGAACUUUUCGUGA